Messenger RNA from Oncorhynchus mykiss (rainbow trout), 486 nucleotides. RefSeq names its product neural precursor cell expressed, developmentally down-regulated 8 (gene nedd8). Gene Ontology annotation, molecular function: protein binding. Lineage: Eukaryota; Metazoa; Chordata; Actinopteri; Salmoniformes; Salmonidae. The record is from RefSeq and is marked provisional.
GAAUCAAAAAGAUUGAACAAUCUGGUUUGCUCAAUUUGACAGUACCACACUAAGUGUGGAUUAGGUAUUUUUUUACAUCGAUUUAAAGCGUAUUUUAUGCGACAAUCAAAAUGCUGAUCAAGGUUAAGACUCUCACUGGCAAAGAAAUAGAGAUCGACAUUGAGCCCACAGACAAGGUGGAGAGAAUUAAAGAAAGAGUGGAAGAGAAGGAGGGGAUUCCACCUCAACAACAAAGACUAAUCUACAGUGGAAAACAGAUGAACGAUGAGAAGACUGCUGCAGACUACAAGAUCCAGGGAGGCUCAGUUCUGCAUCUGGUCCUGGCGCUAAGAGGAGGGCUAGUCUGCCACUGUAACAGAAUACAACUCAUCGUCUAGUGGGCAGUGGGGCCGGCCUUGUGCCAACCCACAUGUUUCUGUCAUUGUCACUCACACCAUGUUGCAACACAGAGCAGCAAAUUGCCACUGGUGUGGCACUAAUGUUCUU